Sphaeramia orbicularis (orbiculate cardinalfish) is the source of this 3966-nucleotide messenger RNA. It is a transcript of the gene ehbp1l1b, whose product is annotated as EH domain binding protein 1-like 1b. The transcript has 22 exons. Bases 640 to 3195 code for a protein of 851 amino acids. The record is from RefSeq and is a predicted model, not a curated record. NCBI's taxonomy places the organism in Eukaryota, Metazoa, Chordata, Actinopteri, Kurtiformes, Apogonidae. Gene Ontology annotation, molecular function: protein binding.
GGAUCAAAGUCUACUGUAAGGACUGGCUCUGUUACCUUAGUUCAGUGUGUAUGGGCAGACUGAUAGGGAAAAAAAAAAAAACUUUGCAUACUGCUGCAUCACCCAGCAGACAGCCCUUUGAAUAUCCUGUCUCCCUCUUUGCCUGCCUGUCUGUCUGUCUCUCUGUCUGUUGUCACUGAGGACAAGCAGGAGGGUGGACUAAAUCUAGACAGCUACAUUACAACAGGCUCCACUAAGCUGGGCUGUCUCUAUGUGGACUCCAGCCAGACACAGUUAGAGUCAGAGGGAACUUGUCAAUGACUGGUCCUGCAGUUGUGUGGCUUGAAACUUCGAGCUUCAUAUUAAAUGACAGAGAGAAGAAUCGGUUCCUCUUUGCUGCAGGCUCACCCUCCAGUCCCGAUCACUUCUCUUUGGUGCGACAUUUCUCAUCUUUUUUUUUUUUUUUUUUUUGUAUAUGAUUCAACUAUUACCAAUGAGCGCAAGUCGCAGCUUGUGUGAAGUUGAGCAGCAGCAGAAGAAGCAGAAGAAGAAGAAGACCUUUUAAGGCAGAGGACAAAGUUGGAUUACUAUCUCUGCGUGUUGGAUUGUGUCAUCUGUUUAAACUAAUCGUCUGUGAAGUUUAUUCUACCGGAGGAAACUAUGACUUCGGUAUGGAAGAGGCUGCAGCGCGUUGGCAAAAAGGCUUCAAAGUUUCAGUUUGUUGCUUCAUACCAGGAACUUGUCCUGGAGUGUACCAAGAAAUGGCAACCGGACAAGCUGAGGGUUGUGUGGACCAGGAGGAACAGGCGUAUGUGCUCCAAGCUCCACAGUUGGCAGCCUGGCAUCAAGAACCCGUACAGAGGCAUGGUGGUGUGGCCGGUCCCAGAGAAUAUCGACAUCUCUGUUACGCUCUUCAAGGAUCCUAAUGCUGAAGAAUUUGAAGAUAAAGAAUGGACGUUUGUCAUUGAGGGUGAAAACAAGGGCCAUCGUAAGGUGCUGGCGUCAGCGGACAUCAACAUGAAACGGUUCGCCAGUCCCACGCCGACCCAGACUGACCUGACGCUGAAGCUGAAACCACUGUCUGUCAAAGUAGUCGAGGCCACACUCAAGCUGUCGCUGUCAUGUGUGUUUGUUCGUGAGGGAAAAGCUACUGAUGAAGACAUGCAGAGUCUGGCCAGUCUGAUGAGUGUCAAACCCACCGAUAUUGGUAACCUGGACGACUUCAAUGAGAGUGAUGAAGAGGAGGACAAGAAGUCUAUCACUGCAACAGUCGUUCCACACACUCUAACUCGCCCGAAUCGCCCUGCGCCUCCUCCACCUGACCAGCGUCCUUCUGCUGCUCCAGCCUCAGUUCCUGUUUCAUAUCAACGGCGCCCCCCAGAGGUUCAAUCUGCAGAUGAACUGGCCUCAAUUUCUGUCCGCUCCCAUAUUUUCAAACCUCAGAUUGUGAAGUCGAUUGCCCGUCCAUCCUCUCCUUCACCUUUUACUGUUGAUGCUCCUCCUUUAGCUUCUGCACCAUCUGCUCCUAAAUCUCAGCCUUCUAGCUCUCAGUCAGGCUCAUCAUUACCAUCAAGUCAAGUUGAGAAGGAAACACUCCCUGUCACCAAAGAAACAAGCAAAGAUCUUCCACAAAAUAAACAAGUGGGAGCGAACAUCAGUAUAUCCACAGAGCCAGUCAAAUCAGGCCAGGACUCAAAGGCAGCCGUCACGGAAGGCAAAGCUGAACAAGAAAUUAUCAGGCUAAUAGGCAAAUCAGCUGACCUUGUUGAUGGUGGAGAGAAGACACUCCCUUCACACCCUGUAAAGGCCGUUAGUAAACACACCAAUGAAACACACACCAGUGAUACACACACUUCCAGAAAGCCAGCAGAAACUGACAGCAGCGUCACUCCUUCCCAACCCUAUGAGAUGAAUACGUCAAGACUUCCCACAUUACCAGAGGAAGAAACACCUGACCUCAAGACUGGUGAUGCUGUUGCGAUAGUUAGAGAAGAAACUGAUGGGAAAGAUGACACCACAGAGGACCUGGUGAAUUCCAGUCAGUCGUUGCUACAGUGGUGUCAGGACAUCACCAAAGGGUAUCGGGGUGUAAAGGUCACCAACUUCAGCACUUCUUGGAGAAAUGGACUAGGUUUCUGUGCCAUUCUACAUCACUUCCAUCCUGAAAAGAUAGACUUUGACACGUUGGAGCCUCAUGAUAUCAAGCUCAACAAUAAGAGGGCGUUUGACGGGUUCGAGGCGCUGGGCAUCUCUCGUCUGCUGGAGCCAUCCGACAUGGUGCUUCUGUCCGUCCCCGACAGACUCAUCGUCAUGACCUACCUCAGCCAAAUCCGCUCGCACUUCACCAACCAGGAGCUGAGUGUUCUGCAGAUAGAGCACAACAGCAGCCAGUCCAGCUAUGGCCUGGCACACUCUGGACCUUCUCCAACUGAUGCAGAUGCUGCUGCUUUCUGCAUGGCAAGGCUGAACGAAGGAGUCAGUCUGGAGGAAGGAGGAAGCAGCACGCUGGUCGUCCCACCACCAAGGGUCAAACGACCGACUAAAGGGGAGGAGUCAAUAACCCCGGUUGCACCCCCAAGAGCGAUUAACAAGACGGUCAAAUCUGGACCGACUCAGGAUGAAGCUACACUAACUAACUCUGCAACAAAAAGCACAAAUAAUACAGAAUUACAAAGUGCAUCUGAGACCCAGCCUCCUAAAACAGAAGAGGAGACAAUGUGUCUACAGGACACCAGUCAGUAUGUGGUGAGUGAAUUGGCGGCGCUGGAGACGGAGCAGAAGCAUAUAGACAGUAGAGCCGCUGUGGUGGAAAGACGACUGCGAAGCCUCAUGGAAACAGGAAGUGACCGUUCUGAAGAGGAGCGACUGAUCCAAGAGUGGUUCACUUUGGUGAAUAAGAAAAAUGCUCUGAUACGAAGACAGGACCAUCUGGAACUACUGCAAGAAGAACAGGAUCUGGAGAGAAGAUUUGAGCUCCUGACCAGAGAACUACGGGUCAUGAUGGCCAUCGAAGACUGGCAGAAAUCGUCCACUCAGCAGCAGAGGGAACAGCUGCUUCUCCAAGAACUGGUCUCUUUGGUCAACCAGCGGGAUGAAAUCAUCAGAGACAUCGAUAAGAAGGAGAGAGUGGCACUGGAGGAGGAUGAGCGUCUGGAGCGUGGUCUGGAGAUGAGGAGGAGGAAGUACAGCAACAAAGACAAAUGUGUUCUUCAGUGAGAAGUGAACAACACUUCUCUGAUGUUUUAGUGCCUUUGUUUUACCCAGAGAACUGGAUGUAAUAUUUUUCUCAGCAUAAAAGCCUCAUCCCAGAGGCAGUUAUGGAACUUUUUCAUUAAAAGUUUCAUUUUUUGUCUGUCUUAAAAUAGUAUUUUGAUCUAUAGCCUAUUUUUAUUUAUUAAAAUUAUGUGUCCGAUUGUUGUGAUUUCAUUGCACAUAUGUUUUUCUUUAUUUUUUUUUUUUUUUUGUCUUUUUGUGUUUCGAUGUAUAUUAUUUCCUAGCCUAUUUAGUACUCAAACACCUGUUUUUUUGUUUUUUUUAAAAGGUUCCUUAGUUAUCUGGGAUUAGGGCUAAAAUGUGCCUUAUAUUUGGUUUGAAGUUUGAUCUAGAGAUCUCUUGCAAACAUUUGAAGUGCAUUUAAAACAGAAAAAGAUAGUUUACUGUUGUUUAUAAUCUGCACACAUUAAAAUGUUAUUUCUAGUGGUAACCAUAUUACAUUUCAGAAGAAGAUCCACACAUAUAAGAAAAAUAUGUCACUAUGUGAAAACAUCUCAAAAAAAAAAAAAAAAAAAAAAAAAAAGAAUGUGACAAAUCAUGAGCUGGACUCAAACCACAUCUUAAUGAGUACCAUGUUUUCAAGGUGACAACCCCCAAUGAUUAUGACAUUAUAGUAAAAUCAGUUCCAUUUAUUGCUGCAAAAUAUUUGACUGUAGCUCUUCAGUAUUUCUUCCUAAAUGGAGUCACCAUCACUUGUGUGCACAUGAAAGAUAU